GUCAUUUUGCGACUGCUGGUGAAUGUGAAUGUGUCAAGAGCAGCAUGUGUUGACAUUAUGUUAUUGAUGCAGUUUAUUCGGAAUUGAGUGAAUAGUGCGUCGCUAAGCCUCUUGCAAAGUCAACGCUUUUAUGAAAGUUUCCUAGACACACAUAUAUACUAUGAUUUCAGUCGUAUACAGAUUACCUGCGUACGAAAUUCUAAUCUGAAAAUGAAGAAAAGCUUACGUUGUCAUUUGGGCAUCAUAUAAGAAACUAGUUUAUUUCAGUAUUUUGCAACGAGUGGUGUUCCUAACGCCAUUGGAUUGUGGAAAGAUGGAAGGCAAGGAAAGAAACGAGCACAUUCUUGCUUUGAAAGGAAUAACUUUUUCCAUUCACUCAUAGUACUUGCUGUUGACAACAGUAACACUCACACUCUACGCAUCAACCUCAAGCUUGCAUUCAACAUUGCUUCUGUCUCGGGUUUGUUUCUCUGGGAGUGUUAGUUGUACAUCAGCAAAUGUAUAUGAAGAGUUGGCCAAUAUGAACCUUGUGUAUGGAUUCUCUGAAUGAGUGUCAUGCCAUCACUAUGGUGAGCUGCUCCUGAAGUGAUAGCAACCACAUCACCUUUACAUUUUCAUUUAUGCGACUUACAAGACCAACUUUAUCAAGUCCAUUAAUCGUGACAAGUGAUGCGAAAGAUCUGCCAGGAAACCUGUUCAACAAUGAUCUGAAGCAUGACAUUACUUCUGUAUCAAGUGUUGAGACACUAGCUGCUGGACAGUUUCUCCUGUUACCACAAAGUUUUGGAAAUAUUUAUCUUGGCGAAACCUUCUCAAGCUAUAUUUGUGUCCACAACGACAGUAACCAGGUAGCAAGUGAUGUUUCUGUGAAGGUGGACCUGCAAACAAACUCCCAACGUAUACCUCUAUCGGGUGGCCACUCAGAAGCUGUCGCUAAAGAGCUUCAUCCGCAAGAGACUGUUGAUGAUGUGAUUCAUCAUGAAGUAAAGGAGGUUGGUACACACAUACUACUUUGUGAAGUGAGCUACAAUUCACCCAUGAAGAAUCAUUUAUCAUUUCGCAAGUUUUUUAAAUUUGAAGUAUUCAAACCUUUGGAUGUAAAAACAAAGUUUUAUAAUGCAGAGUCUGACGAAGUUUACCUAGAAGCCCAAGUACAGAAUAUUACUUCAGGCCCCAUCUGUUUGGAGAAAGUAUCUUUGGAAUCUUCACAUCUUUUCAAUGUGACAGCCUUAAACUCAACUCCAGCUGGAGAAUCUGUUUUUGGCCGAGUGAACGUUCUUCAGCCACACGCAAGCCGACAGUUUCUUUAUUGCCUUGCUCCACAGCCGUCACUGACAUCUGAUUUGAGACUACUUGCUGGUGCUACAAAUAUAGGAAAACUUGAUAUAGUGUGGAGAUCUAACCUUGGGGAACGGGGAAGAUUACAGACAAGUCAGUUGCAAAGGAUGGCACCAGAUUAUGGUGACAUACGUUUGUCUGUACAAGAACUCCCAAAUAUUGUGGUUUUAGAGGAAGCCUUCACGAUUGUGUGCAGGAUAAUCAACACAUGUGAAAGAUCAAUGGACCUUGUGUUGGGACUCGAGUCAUCAGCAGCAUCUGGUCUUGUUUGGAGUGGCGUGUCUGGCAGGCAGAUGGGUAAAUUGGAACCUGGGGCUUCAGUAUAUUUCUCUCUCUGUUUAGUUCCUACAACACCAGGUUUACAGAACAUAUCAGGAAUUCGCCUCACAGACAUUUUUCUAAAAAGGACAUAUGAUUAUGAUGAGCUGGCACAAGUAUUUGUUACACAGAAAUCGAACUGAAUAAUACAGAAAUGAUAGAUAAAACAAAAUUCUUGAAAUUCUGUCUAAAUGAAUAAUUAUUUAAAAUACUUUUCACUGUAAAUAAUGGGAAAUAUAUUUGAUCUGCCAGA
Schistocerca nitens (vagrant locust) is the source of this 1909-nucleotide messenger RNA. RefSeq names its product trafficking protein particle complex subunit 13. Gene Ontology annotation, cellular component: TRAPPIII protein complex. The record is from RefSeq and is a predicted model, not a curated record. The transcript has 11 exons. The coding region runs from base 621 to 1799 and encodes 392 amino acids. NCBI's taxonomy places the organism in Eukaryota, Metazoa, Arthropoda, Insecta, Orthoptera, Acrididae.